CAGCGGAGAGACGGCGGCCGAGGGCUGUGGGGCUGAGCCUCUCCAGCGCUGUCUGGGCUGCUGCCCUGCAACAAGAUGGCGGCGCUCGCUGGUUGCUGAGGGGCGUCGGAGGAAUUUGCUUUGGGAAACCUGCUACAGUUUCAAGGAGUUGAUUUUUCUCCCUAUGAUGGCUGUGGUACAUCGGCUGACAACGGGGUGGCUCCUGGACCAUCUGUCUUUCAUCAACCAGUGUGGCUAUGAGAUGUGUGACUCCUUUGCAUACCCUGGUGAUGUCGCCAUCAACACUUCUGUCAGUUCUACUAACGAUCAUCCUACAUUUGUUACCACCUCUUCACGUGAUGGUCCCGGUGAUGCUUUAGAAACACAAGGUAAAAGAGCAAGAACAAGAUAUGUGUUUCGGGAAGAAUUCUUUCACAUUUCUAAGGCUCAUAUAGCUGCAGCUCCUGAGGAGCAGCUGUUGCAGGGAAGCCCUGAGUUGAGUCUCACAGAAAUGAAGGCCAGUAGCAGUGCAGAGGAGCGCCAUGAAGAAACCAAGAGUGGAGUCAGGGAUUCUGGUACUAAGAAGAAGCGUAAAAGAAAAUGCAUAUUCAACCAAGGUGAACUGGAUGCUUUAGAAUACCAUACCAAGGUCAGAAAAUUCAUUUGGGAAGGCACUUUGCAUUUAGUCCAAGAGGGACUCAAAAGCGGUUUUCUUCAUUGUGCUGCAGCAGCGCCCAGUUCUGGGAAGAAUGUUGUUCCUGGACGCAUUGACUGUGGGCUGGCUGAAUUAUGUGAAAUGGCAAAGCAACUUCCAGCUGUAAAUGAUGGUGACCAUCAAGCUGUGAACGUGCUAGGUGAUGAAACAACUAUUCCAGAGCAGGAUCUACUUUCAUGUGUUACAGAGAACAACUCAAACUGUGCAAAGAUAGUCGUAUUAAUGGGACAGAAGUAUUUAGUGCCACCAAAGAGCAGUUUCCUUUUAUCUGAUAUUUCAUGUUUACAACCCCUGCUGAACUACAAGAAAAAAUAUGAUGUAAUUGUGAUCGAUCCACCAUGGGAAAACAAAUCUGUUAAAAGGAGUAACAGAUACAGCUACUUGUCUUCAUGGCAAAUCAAGCAGAUUCCUAUAUCAGCACUAGCUGCUCCUGAUUGUCUUGUUGUGACGUGGGUGACUAACAAACAGAAGCAUUUACGUUUUGUUAAGGAUGAACUUUAUCCUCAUUGGUCUGUGAAAACACUUGCUGAGUGGCACUGGGUAAAAAUUACUAGAUACGGAGAAUUUGUAUUGCCUUUGGAUUCUGUCCACAAAAAGCCCUAUGAAGUUCUUAUACUGGGGAGAGUUCAAGGAAACAUAAAGGAAGCCCUAAGGAAAUCUGAAGAUGUCCUUCCAGUUCCAGAACAUAAGUUAAUUGUCAGCAUACCCUGCAGUCUACAUUCACAUAAGCCCCCCCUCGCUGCGGUGCUGGCAGAGUUUAUCAAGCCAGAUGUGGAGUGCUUGGAGUUGUUUGCUCGCAACCUGCAGCCUGGCUGGACCAGCUGGGGAAAUGAGGUUCUGAAGUUUCAGCACAUUGAUUAUUUCACUCUUCUGCAAAACGAAACCUGACUUUGUUCUUGUAGCUUAAUUCUGAAAUUUGUCCCUCUUAGCAAGCUCUGGAGCUUGCUUUUCAUUUGGUUGGUGCGUUCAGAAGGUAACAGAAGUGAAACCAACUGUACUUUCAGGUGCAAUUCUUGCAGUGACAAGCGUAUCUGUUUGAUAGCAUCUGUAUCUAUACAAGCUGCUCCUCCUCUUUUUAAGAUCUUGGAAUAGCUGAAGACUCAUGUUAGUGGGCAAGUACAUCCCUGUUUCUUUUUUUUUUCCAUUUUUUUUUAAUUUCAGGAAAAGAAGUAUAUUCUCAUUAAAGCUAUCCUAAAUGUAAGCAUUGUGAGUACUCCAGUCAUAACACUUGUAAUGUGUUAUUUUUACAGUGAUCAGGUAUUAUUUUUAAAAAGGGGCAAGCAGACUACAUAGGUUUGCAUUACAAAUAUUUCCAGAAAGAUGAUUGGCCUUUGCAAAACGGUGGAUUUGAAAAUAAAGUAAUCAUGAAAGCAGUAUUUUCUCCUGCAUAUUUACACCUGCUUGUCUACCUCAUAGGUGUGUAAGUUGUUGAUUGGGCACAUUCUGCUAAAACACUCAACAAUUACAUCUUUCUGUGUAUAGUGUUAAUUCUUAGGAUGCAUUGUAAAUCAUAGUAUCAUAGUCUCGUGCAGGUUGGAAGGGACCUUAGAGAUUCAUCGAGUCCAACCCCCUGGGAUUCGAGCCUCCUGUGUAGCAGAGCGGCACUUUCUAGAUGUUAAGCUGUUGAACUAAAGUGACUUAACUGAAAUUUUAACAAAAUUUAAGUAUUUUUAAAUUCUCUUUCCUAAUAUUCUUGAACAGGUGAAAGGUGCAUUACAUUUUUCCGCUUAACUGAAGAUCAUAUUUUUUUAGUAAUAGUACAUUUUGUGUCCUUCGCUGCACAUUGACGUGCUUUGAAAAGGAAAAAUUAAAAGGUAGAGCUUCAUUAAGUCUCUUUCCUCAUUUGCAGCUGUACAUGCAGAGCAACUGGACAAUCUGUUUUUCCUGACAGCAAACUCCUGUGUUCUCUUUAGAAUAGGGAACAAAAUACUCUGCACCCUUCUUUUUAUAUAUAUAUAUAUUUACAUUUAUUUCACUUUUGGUAAUGUCUGCUGUUAAGAUUUUAAGUUUAAACUUCACAUCUAAGUUUUUUUUAAAUUAAUUUUGUAAUAAAAAAGAAAAGAAAAA
Molecule: messenger RNA, 2761 nt
Organism: Coturnix japonica (Japanese quail)
Lineage: Eukaryota; Metazoa; Chordata; Aves; Galliformes; Phasianidae
Gene: METTL4
Product: methyltransferase 4, N6-adenosine
Biological process (GO): methylation
Cellular component (GO): nucleus; cytosol
Molecular function (GO): nucleic acid binding; site-specific DNA-methyltransferase (adenine-specific) activity; RNA methyltransferase activity
Source: RefSeq, a predicted model, not a curated record